AUGGAUGCCUCUGCAGAAAACUCAUUGAUGCACCUCAAUGACCACCUCAAUGACCACCUCAAUGACUUUGAGUUGCAUGAUUUCAUCGAAGAGGCUAACUUCAAUCAUUGCAUCGAGUUGAUUCGAGGAGAAUGUGAAGACCCAGUUGUCAAUUUUGAUACUGACCUUAUCAAUGGAUGUUUUGUGGAUAACCAGUUUGGAGUAUCGACCACGGGAGACAUGUAUGAUUACAAUGCAACAAUGGUGUCCGACGUCCCAGAUUCGACUUUUCAUAAGUUGCCAAGUUUUGAUGGGAAUGCGAUGGACCAUGAUGAGGAUAUUGAUGAGGAGGAUUCUUCCGCAACCACCACCACGACAACGACGACGCCGACAAAGAGGGGAAAGGUUGAUAGGUCAAGAACUUUGAUUUCAGAGCGUAGGAGAAGGGGAAGGAUGAAGGAGAAGCUUUAUGCAUUGCGUUCCUUGGUCCCUAACAUAACCAAAAUGGACAAGGCCUCCAUUGUUGGAGAUGCUGUGCUUUACGUGCAAGACCUGCAAAUGAAGGCUAAGAAGCUGAAAGCUGAGAUUGCGGGUCUUGAAGCAUCUUUAGCAGGAUCAAAAAGAUAUGAUCAAGGACUAAUUCAUGAUAGCCCUAAGAAGACUCAAGUGCAACAAGGCAACCAUCUGAUUUGCAAGAAGAUCAUACAGAUGGAUGUGUUUCAAGUGGAGGAAAGAGAGUUUUAUGUGAGAUUGGCGAGCAGCAAGGGAAGAGGGGUGGCUUUAUCACUUUACAAAGCUCUUGAAUCCCUUACCGGCUUCAUUGUUCAGAGUUCCAACUUGGCCACAGUUUCUGACAGAUUUGUACUCACAUUCACAUUAAAUGUGAGAGAUUGGGAAAAGGAGAUGAACUUGCCAAAUUUGAAGCUAUGGGUUGCCGGGGCUCUCAUGAACCAAGGGUUUGAAUUUAUAAUACCUUUAUCUGCCUAAUCUCUCGCCCUCCCUCUCUCUUUCACCCCUAAUU
Molecule: messenger RNA, 1000 nt
Organism: Carya illinoinensis
Lineage: Eukaryota; Viridiplantae; Streptophyta; Magnoliopsida; Fagales; Juglandaceae
Product: transcription factor FER-LIKE IRON DEFICIENCY-INDUCED TRANSCRIPTION FACTOR
Exons: 4
Coding region: 1-966 (321 amino acids)
Biological process (GO): regulation of DNA-templated transcription
Cellular component (GO): nucleus
Molecular function (GO): sequence-specific DNA binding; protein dimerization activity; DNA-binding transcription factor activity
Source: RefSeq, a predicted model, not a curated record